This is a messenger RNA of Volvox carteri f. nagariensis, 1607 nucleotides long. RefSeq lists its product as uncharacterized. The transcript has 4 exons. The annotation marks the transcript as partial. Gene Ontology annotation, cellular component: membrane. The record is from RefSeq and is a predicted model, not a curated record. NCBI's taxonomy places the organism in Eukaryota, Viridiplantae, Chlorophyta, Chlorophyceae, Chlamydomonadales, Volvocaceae. Gene Ontology annotation, biological process: signal transduction.
CGGCUGACACCGCCGAGGAGGUGAAGGAGGCCCGGGAGGCGGCUCGCGACGCGGAAGAAGCUGUGGAGGCUGCCGCUAAGGCUGCAGAGGAGGCAGCGGAGGCGGCUGAAGAAGCGAGGGAGGCGGCUGAGGAAGCACAGGAGGAUGCGGAGGAGGCAAAGGAGGAUGCGGAGGAGGCAAAGGAGGCAGCCGAGGAGGCACAGGAAGCGGCGGAGGCAGCUGCCGAUGCGGCCGAGGAGGCAAAGGCUGAGGAGGAGGCAGAGAAGGCGAUCCUCGAGGAUGCGGGUGAGGUGGCAGAGGAAGCCGCAGAUGACGCAAAGGAGGCGGCCGAGGAGGCGGCGGACCAGGCCGCCGAGGCGGCGGAGGGUGCUGAGGACGCUGCUGAGGCGGCGGAGGCUGCAGACGAGGCUGGCGAUGCGGCAUCCGAGGCGGCGGACGAGGCUGAUGAGGCCGCUGAUGCUGCAAAGCGGGCAGCUAAGGCAGCUGAGGAGGCCGAUGGGGCUUCAGAAGCUGCCGAAGCGGCGGAAGAAGCGGCAGAAGCAGCCGAGGACGCUCAGGAUGCUGCAGAGGAAGCAGCAGACGCGGCAGAGGAAGCGGCAGAGGCCGCGGAGGAGGCGGCAGAGGCUGCGGAAGAGGCGGCCGAAGAUGCCGAGGAGGCUGAGGAGGCGCUGGAGGAAGCCCAGAAGGCGUUGGCGGCUGCCAGGGCCGCGUUGGAGGCGGCUGACACCGCCGAGGAGGUGAAGGAGGCCCGGGAGGCGGCUCGCGACGCGGAAGAAGCUGUGGAGGCUGCCGCUAAGGCUGCAGAGGAGGCAGCGGAGGCGGCUGAAGAAGCGAGGGAGGCGGCUGAGGAAGCACAGGAGGAUGCGGAGGAGGCAAAGGAGGAUGCGGAGGAGGCAAAGGAGGCAGCCGAGGAGGCACAGGAAGCGGCGGAGGCAGCUGCCGAUGCGGCCGAGGAGGCAAAGGCUGAGGAGGAGGCAGAGAAGGCGAUCCUCGAGGAUGCGGGUGAGGUGGCAGAGGAAGCCGCAGAUGACGCAAAGGAGGCGGCCGAGGAGGCGGCGGACCAGGCCGCCGAGGCGGCGGAGGGUGCAGAAGAUGCUGCCUUGGCGGCGGAGGAAGCGGCAGAGGCUGGCGAUGCGGCAUCUGAGGCGGCGGACGAGGCUGAUGAGGCCGCUGAUGCUGCAAAGCGGGCAGCUAAGGCAGCUGAGGAGGCCGAUGGGGCUUCAGAAGCUGCCGAAGCGGCGGAAGAAGCGGCAGAAGCAGCCGAGGACGCUCAGGAUGCUGCAGAGGAAGCAGCAGACGCGGCAGAGGAAGCGGCAGAGGCCGCGGAGGAAGCAGCAGAGGCUGCGGAAGAGGCGGCCGAAGACGCCGAGGAGGCUGAGGAGGCGCUGGAGGAAGCCCAGAAGGCGUUGGCGGCUGCCAGGGCCGCGCUGGAGGCGGCUGACACCGCCGAGGAGGUGAAGGAGGCCCGGGAGGCGGCUCGCGACGCGGAAGAAGCUGUGGAGGCCGCCGCUAAGGCUGCAGAGGAGGCAGCGGAGGCGGCUGAGGAGGCGAAGGAGGCGGCUGAGGAAGCAGCCGAGGAGGCAAAGGAGGCAGCUGAAGAUGCGGCG